Saccoglossus kowalevskii is the source of this 548-nucleotide messenger RNA. Its product is annotated as ferredoxin-fold anticodon-binding domain-containing protein 1-like. Gene Ontology annotation, cellular component: cytoplasm. Gene Ontology annotation, molecular function: rRNA (uridine-N3-)-methyltransferase activity. NCBI's taxonomy places the organism in Eukaryota, Metazoa, Hemichordata, Enteropneusta, Harrimaniidae. Gene Ontology annotation, biological process: rRNA base methylation. The record is from RefSeq and is a predicted model, not a curated record.
GAAUUACCAGAAAUAGACCAAGAUAACGAAAACACAACCGAGUCUGUACGAGAACAGGAAGAAAAGUGGUCGGACUUGGCCUUGCAGAAUCUGAACGAGACUCAUCCAUCUGGUCAAAACCAGUCCAAUUAAUGUCAUGGUGAUACGUGAAGUACAUGCCGAAUUGUUAUUGAUAAACAUUCUAAAAACUUGUUAGAAAUGUCUGAAAGUCGUUACCCUAAAAAGGGAAAGAUUCUUAUGUUAGGAGAAGGCGACUUCUCGUUCACCACGUCGCUACUCAGAUUCGUUGACGAUCCAUCCUGCGUUGUUGCCACAUGUAUAGAGACGAAGGAUACGAUUACAAAGAAACAUAGAAAUGCUGCUAGCAAUAUCACUGAUCUACGAAGUAAAGGUGUAACUGUUCUGUAUGCCAUAGAUGCAACACGAUUGGUGAAAUAUCACACACUCAAAGAUCAACAGUUUUCCUAUAUUAUAUUCAACUUUCCGCAUGUUGGCGGUAAAGCCAGUAUUGGGCAGAACAGGAAGUUGUUGAAGCACUUAUUCUGUAG